CUGAUCCCUCCUUUUCCUCCGGCCUCCAUUUUGUGAGGUGCUUUCUGGCGGCCUGGCAGAGGCGGGCAAUUCGGUCGAGCUGAUACGGUUUCGUCCUCUUGCGUCCCUUUUGCCGGCUUUGAGACCCCGCCGCCUCGGUUGCCGCCUUCCUCCUCCUCCUCCUCGUCGUCGCCAUGACGGACCGCUACACGAUCCACAGCCAGUUGGAGCACCUGCAGUCCAAGUACAUCGGGACGGGCCACGCGGACACCACCAAGUGGGAGUGGCUGGUGAACCAGCACCGGGACUCGUACUGCUCCUACAUGGGCCACUUCGACCUGCUCAACUACUUCGCCAUCGCCGAGAACGAGAGCAAGGCCCGCGUCCGCUUCAACCUCAUGGAGAAGAUGCUGCAGCCGUGCGGGCCGCCCGUCGACAAGCCCGACGAAGCCUGAGCCGCCUGGCGCCCCGCACCGCCCGGGAGAGAAGGGGCGGGAAACGGCAGCCGGGGCGAGAUAAAUUUGGGAAGCGCCGCGACGAGGAGGGCCGACGGGACGCGGCUUCUUCCCUUGCCUGAGGCCGCCUUCUCUGGAACAAACCCUGCCCCUCCUCCCCCUUGUUGCGCUCCCGGGGCCAACUUCCUUUCGAGUCCCAGGCGCCUUCGGAGAGCGCGGCUUGUGAACUUCCCUCAAUUCUGCCCGGAACUGUGAGAAGCCCGUCCAUCGCGAGAGACUGAGGCAGGUGGUUCCCCUUGCUCGGAGGCGGCGUGAAUUUCUUGGAAGAGGCCUCAAAGCGACGCGUCCCCUCCCCUUCCCCCGCCUCCCUCUAGAUUUUGAAACUUUUUUGGGAGGAAUUUAGGCAACUAUCUAAUAAAUGCCACACUCCGCCUUCUAA
Podarcis raffonei (Aeolian wall lizard) is the source of this 873-nucleotide messenger RNA. It is a transcript of the gene SF3B5, whose product is annotated as splicing factor 3b subunit 5. Lineage: Eukaryota; Metazoa; Chordata; Lepidosauria; Squamata; Lacertidae. Gene Ontology annotation, cellular component: precatalytic spliceosome; U2 snRNP. Gene Ontology annotation, biological process: mRNA splicing, via spliceosome. The coding region runs from base 174 to 434 and encodes 86 amino acids. The record is from RefSeq and is a predicted model, not a curated record. The transcript has a single exon.